CCCGGCCCCGCCGCCCAGGGUCUCCCCGCCGCACGCCCGUCACACGCCCUCGCGGGGGUCUCCGGGGCAGCAGGGCGGGGAGGGAGGGAGGGAGGACGGGCCUACCGGGGGACCCUGCGCCGCGGCCCCCUGGCGCGCCCGCAGCUGAGCGGGGCGAGGCCUGCGUUGCCCAGGGUUGGUGCUCGGUGACCAUGGAGAAAGACCCACAACCUCGCAUUGCUCGGCCCUACAAAAUCAGUGAGUCUUCCAAGGUGUUCCGUUGGGCUGAGCACUCAAGCACUGUCCUACAGCGGCUCAAUGAGCAGCGCCUGCGUGGCCUCCUAUGCGAUGUGGUGCUGGUGGCAGAUGAGCAGCGCGUGCCAGCCCACCGCAGCCUGCUGGCUGUGUGUAGCGACUACUUCCACUCCAUGUUCACGCUGGGCAUGCGUGAGGCCUCCCAGGAGGAGGUAGAGCUGGUGGGCGCCUCGGCAGUGGGGCUGCAGGCUGUGGUGGACUUCUUGUAUGGUGGUGAGCUGGCCCUGGACGGAGCCAACAUCGCACUCGUGCUAGAGACAGCACACCUGCUGCAGGUGUGGCCGGCUGUGGACUUCUGUUGUGAGUACUUGGAGCAGGAGGUGAGUGAGGACAACUACCUGUGCCUGCAGCAGCUGGCCUCUCUCUACAGCCUCACAAGGCUGGACGCCUUCAUCGAUGGCUUCAUCCUGGGUCGCUUCGGCACGCUGUCCUUCACGCCUGACUUCCUACAGCGCGUUCCCCUGCAGAAGCUCUGCGCCUACCUGGGCAGCGGCGAGGUGCAGCGUGAGUGCGAGCAUGACCUGCUGCAGGCUGCCCUGCAGUGGCUGACACAGCACCCAGAGCGCGAGGCCCAUGCCCGCCACGUGCUGGAGCACAUUCACUUCCCGCUCAUCCCCAAGAAUGACCUGCUGCAGCGCGUCAAGCCGGCCGUGAGUGCGCUGCUGCCAAGGGAGGCGGACUGCGAGGACUUUAUCGAGGAGGCCCUACGCUACCACAACAGCCUCGCGGCACAGCCUGUGCUGCAGACCCGUCGCACGGCCCUGCGCACCACCCAGGAGCGCCUGCUCUUCGUGGGUGGCGAGGUAUCUGAGCGCUGCCUGGAGCUCAGCGACGACACCUGCUACCUGGACACGCAGAGCCAGCAAUGGGUGCGGGAAACGCCCAUGCCUGCCCGGCGCAGUCACCACUGUGUGGCUGUGCUGGGAGGCUUCAUCUUCAUUGCUGGGGGCAGUUUCUCACGAGACAAUGGUGGCGAUGCGGCAUCCAACCUUCUCUAUAGGUAUGACCCCCGCUGUAAACAGUGGAUCAAGGUGGCCUCCAUGAACCAGCGCCGUGUGGACUUCUACCUGGCCUCCAUUGGGGAUGUGCUGGUGGCUGUGGGCGGCCGCAACGAAAAUGGGGCGCUGUCUUCCGUCGAAAUAUACAGCCCCAAAACCGACUCCUGGGCCUACGUGGCGGGCUUGCCCAGGUUCACCUAUGGCCACGCAGGCACCAUCUACAAGGACUUCGUGUACAUCUCAGGGGGCCAUGACUACCAGAUUGGGCCGUACCGCAAGAACCUACUGUGCUAUGAUGUGCGCUCAGAUGUGUGGGAGGAGCGGCGGCCCAUGGGUACGGCCCGUGGCUGGCACAGCAUGUGUAGCCUGGAUGAGCGCAUCUACUGCAUCGGUGGCAGCGAUGAUAGUGUGGAAUCCAUGGAGCGCUUCGAUGUGCUGGGCGUGGAGGCCUAUAGCCCACACUGUGACCAGUGGAGCCGUGUGGCGCCCCUGCUGCUAGCCAACAGCGAGUCAGGCGUGGCCGUGUGGCAGGGCCGCAUCUACAUUUUGGGUGGCUAUAGCUGGGAGAACAGUGCCUUUUCCAAGGCAGUGCAGGUCUACGACCAUCAGACUGACCGCUGGAGCCGGGGCACCGACCUGCCCAAGGCCAUCGCUGGCGUGUCAGCUUGUGUCUGUGCCCUGCGGCCACAGCUAGAUGACAAGAAGAAGGGCAAGGGCAGGGGCAAGCGGCACCAGUGAUGGCCCCCUACCUUCCUCCUGGGCAGCCCCCGGGACUGUGAUGGACCAACAGCUACUUUUUUUUGUACUUUUCUGAUUCUUGACAUUUCUAUGAUAUUAGUCACUGAUUAAAAACUCUUUUAUCACUUUA
This is a messenger RNA of Suncus etruscus (white-toothed pygmy shrew), 2160 nucleotides long. It is a transcript of the gene KLHL36, whose product is annotated as kelch like family member 36. Gene Ontology annotation, molecular function: cullin family protein binding. Lineage: Eukaryota; Metazoa; Chordata; Mammalia; Eulipotyphla; Soricidae. The transcript is spliced from 5 exons. Bases 192 to 2030 code for a protein of 612 amino acids. The record is from RefSeq and is a predicted model, not a curated record.